ACUUAAUUAAUCCAACACCAAGGGUUCUUAACAAUGUAACAACAUGAAUGUAUCUCAACAGAAUUAUGGUGAGGAGAUCAUCACUGGUGGUGGCGGUGGCGUUGGUGGUGGCGGUGAUGUUCGUGCGGGCAAAUACCUACGCCCACGGGAGUGCUCGAUAUCAUUUAUCGGAAUGUUAUCUUACUCCUGACUUAUACUGCACGUUACCAUCCUUCUGUAACGUAACAGUACCCGAUAUUUCAUGCUCCAUAGGAUGGACUUGCUGCACUGAAUGCGACACAGCCAACUGUUCUGGCACCUGCAGAGCUAAGGGGGGCUGUUUGGAAGACGAGUUCACGGUGACGGAAUGUGGCAAAUACUGCGACUGCUGUAACACCUGUCAAGAUGAUAACUGUACUGGCCAGUGUGUGGGCAGCCCUUACUUCUGUACCGGUGGCAACUACAUUGAUGGAACAUGCGCCGGAGGUAAUUGUUCCUGCUGUGUACCUUGUGGAUCCCCAGACGCCCAGUGUGCUGAAGCAGGUGGUGUGUGUGUCGGUGCUGGGAAUGAAUGUCCAUGUGGCUCCCUACCCCAUCCUGACUUCGGAUGCACUAGUGGAGACUGCAUCUGCUGUGUUGCCUGCUACCCUUUACUUGGCUGCAUCGGAGGACACAAUCCUGGAAGGUGCGUGGCUAAUGUGACCAUGUGCGACAUGACUAAGGAAUACAUCUCCAGCGACGAAUGUUCUAGUAUUGAUGGUAGCUGUUCCUGCUGCAAGACUUGCACACCUGAUCAAAUAUGUGCUAGUGAAGGAGGCAUGUGCGUCAGCAAAAGUGGUAACUGUGCAACAGGAUAUAGGGAGAGCAUACUCGGUGGAGGCUGCUGUGCCGAUGAGUGUAAAUGUUGUGUUCCAGACCCGUGUUCUAAUGCGGACUCCACCUGUACCGCUGAUGCAUAUGGUACAGUAUGCACUAGUAGAAACAGAUGUAGGAAUAAAAGGCUACAAUAUAUGUCAAAUGACACCUGUGAGUCAUCUAGGGAGAUGUGCUGCAAGGCGUGCAUUCCCGACACGACAUGUUCUAGUCAAGGAGGACACUGUAUCAAUGCAGAUGAACGUUGUACGGGAGAUCUUAUAGAGAGCACUACCGGAAGCUGUUGUGAUUCUCAAUUUUGUAAGUGUUGCAUUCCGGACCCCACAAAAACAUGUUGGAAUGCGACGUGCCUUACCAAUCCCAAUCCUGUUGUGUUUGGCUCCAAUUGUAGAGAUAUUGGGGACUACAAAUUUGACUCUGAUUGUCGUACAAAGUGCUGCAAGAAAUGUAAGCCAGACGCUCAGUGCUGCAGUGAAGGAGGGAGAUGCUACAUUGAUAAUUGUCCCGUUGACCUUCAGCAGUCACAAACUGGGACAUGCAAUGAUGAUGCCAACUGUAAAUGCUGUGUUUAGAAGGUCUUCAAAGUGUGUGACCCUCUCAACAAGUGUCCUGCCCGCCCAGUGACGCACAGAUGCACACCUUGAAAAUUUGCCUCGAUUAUUUCCUUUUUUUUAGUCCUAUCAUUGCCAUUCAUCGAUCUGAACUAAACCUGAACUAAAACCAACUUACUUCAUGAAUUACGAAUAACCAUAUGACUUUUUCUUUUCUCUUCGUUCUAUAAACCUUAAAAAAAUAAAUUCAACAUGAGAAAUCAA
This is a messenger RNA of Portunus trituberculatus (swimming crab), 1667 nucleotides long. Its product is annotated as keratin-associated protein 10-6-like. The record is from RefSeq and is a predicted model, not a curated record. The transcript is spliced from 9 exons. Lineage: Eukaryota; Metazoa; Arthropoda; Malacostraca; Decapoda; Portunidae. Bases 48 to 1424 code for a protein of 458 amino acids.